GGCUAUUACAGUGGGGUGCCCGCUGCUCAUGAGCGAGAAGCGCUGCGCUUUGUGAAUAGUCGGGCAUCUUCUGGGACCUGUCCUCAGUCUCUUGGUCAUCCUCUGUAUUGUCUGCAGUCUCUGGUCAUCUCCUGUACUGUCCGCAGUCUCUGGUCAUCUCCUGUACUAUGUCCGCAGUCUCUGGUCAUCUCCUGUACUGUCUGCAGUCUCUGGUCAUCUCCUGUACUAUGUCCGCAGUCUCUGGUCAUCUCCUGUAGUAUGUCCGCAGUCUCUGGUCAUCUCCUGUACUGUCCGCAGUCUCUGGUCAUCUCCUGUACUAUGUCCGCAGUCUCUGGUCAUCUCCUGUACUAUGUCCGCAGUCUCUGGUCAUCUCCUGUACUAUGUCCGCAGUCUCUGGUCAUCUCCUGUACUAUGUAUGCAGUCCAUUGG
Messenger RNA from Staurois parvus, 429 nucleotides. The record is from the annotation of a GenBank genome assembly. Lineage: Eukaryota; Metazoa; Chordata; Amphibia; Anura; Ranidae.